Messenger RNA from Spodoptera frugiperda (fall armyworm), 3033 nucleotides. RefSeq names its product senecionine N-oxygenase (gene FMO2). The record is from RefSeq and is a predicted model, not a curated record. Bases 389 to 1747 code for a protein of 452 amino acids. The transcript is spliced from 8 exons. Gene Ontology annotation, molecular function: NADP binding; flavin adenine dinucleotide binding; N,N-dimethylaniline monooxygenase activity. Lineage: Eukaryota; Metazoa; Arthropoda; Insecta; Lepidoptera; Noctuidae.
UAUUUCAUUAGAACUCUUAACACGUACAGAACCUUACAACUAGUACUCAGACUUACGUUUUCGAUUUUGUAAAACACAAAAUAAAAUUGUAAUCAUUGAGCAAUUUCGAGCUCGACAGUCAAAAAAUGUUGCGAAAUAAAAACCCGUGAUCGAAUAUAUAAAUAUAACAACAAAAUAAUUAAUACAUACUGUGAGAUAAAAUUUGUGAUUCAAAUAUAUGUUUAUAUAUACCUAAUUGUAUUUGUCCUCUUCCAGUUUGUUAUAUAAUGAGGUUAAUGUCGGGUAACGAUACGCAUUGAACUUGUAUCUUCAUCGCGUCGGUCAGUGUAUAAAUUAAUUAGAGUGGGUCGCCUCUCUAUAUCGUGUGCUCUAAUUAUUUUUAGUAAAAAUGUAUAGAAAAUAUAUAUUUAUUUUCACUGUGGUGUUCCAAAUAUGUUUAAGUUAUAGUGCUGUAGCUAAGACAAAACGUGUUUGUGUAGUCGGUGCUGGUAUAGCAGGCAUUUCUGCAGCCAGAUAUUUGAAGGAAGAAGGGAUUGAGUUCACGGUCUACGAGUCCACUCAAUAUGUCGGCGGUACGUGGAGGUUCGACCCUCGAGUGGGCACUGACGAGAACGGUCUGCCUCUACACACUAGUAUGUACAAAAACUUAAGAACAAAUUUACCGAAACCUACAAUGGAACUCAGAGGGUUUCCGUUACCAGAACACCUCCCGUCUUUCCCCAGUUGGCGAGACUACUACCAGUACCUGCAAGACUAUGCUAAACAUUUCAAUGUACUCGAUCGUAUUAAGUUCUUACACAAUGUACUCCUAGUUAGAAGAGUGGGGGACGUGUGGCGAGUCAAACAUCAACACGUUCGAACCAACGAGACGUUUGAAGAUGAAUUCGAUUACGUUAUAAUAGGAAAUGGACAUUUCAGCAAACCGAAUAUGCCUAACAUACCUGGAGAAGAUCGUUUUAAAGGCAAAAUAAUUCACAGUCACGACUAUAAAGAGCCAGAACCGUACAGAAAUCGUCGUGUCCUGGUUGUUGGGGCCGGUCCCUCUGGCAUGGACAUUGGCCUCGAUGUAGCCGAAGUUGCUAAGACCUUAAUCCAUAGUCAUCACUCCAAGAUCAACUUCACCACGCCAUUCCCCCCACACUACCAUAAGAAACCUGACAUUCAGGAGUUUAUUGAAACUGGUGUCAUAUUCAAAGAUGGAAGUUAUGAAGAGAUUGAUGAUGUCAUUUAUUGUACUGGUUUCCAGUAUGACAUUCCAUUCCUAGACGAGUCCAGUGGCUUGACUUUGAGCCCCAAAAGCAUAGUGCCCCUGUACAGGUACAUGGUGAACAUCAACCAGCCUUCCAUGAUCCUCAUGGGUUUGAUCGUCAGGGCGUGUUUGGUGGUCGCGUUGGACGCUCAGGCACGUUACGCUACCGCCAUAGUGAAGGGAAACUUCACUCUCCCGCCGCAAGAGGAGAUGAUGCAGGAGUGGCAGAAGAGGAUGAACGCUAUCCGGUCUAAGGGACUGCCGUCCUCAUACAUACAUGUUCUUGCUGAGAAAGAGGACCAAUACUACGCUGAGCUGUCAGAAGAGUCUGGCAUCCAGCGAGUACCGCCAGUGAUGUUCAAGAUCCGCACCCAGGACAUGCAGGCGAAGCUGGACAACUUGUACACAUACAGGAACUACGUGUACACUGUCAUCGAUGACGAGAACUUUGUACGACAUGUUGAAGACCCGGCUGUUAGGAGAGGGUUACGUCUAUAGUACCUACAUCAACACUAUAGUAGCUAAUUACUCGCGGUCACAUAAUGAGACUGCCUUGGCUUUGGACAGCCAGACUUAGUUUUAAUGUUACUUUACAAGCUUUAAAGGAUAAAAGAUUAGGCCGAAUCCACCCUUUCCCGCAUUCCCGAUCCUCAAAUAGGGAAUAUGCAGACAAUUUUUUUAUUUUUUGAAAUAAGUGCACGUAUGCAUAAAAACAGAUUUACUAGCUUAAAAAUGCCAUGUUUGACAAUAAUUACCUUGCAGCUUUUACUCCUUUAACCUCAGCAGAUGUAAAAUCUGGGUUUGACGCAAAAUAUGUGGUCAUCAUAAAUGCAUCUAUUUUUGGAAGAUUAUCCGACUGUGCUUUCACAAAACCGUUGUCCGUCAUUGCUAUUGAUGACGCUUAAUAUUUCUUGAUAUUUAUAUUUUAGAAAACUAAGCUAGUAUAGCAAUACAACCAAUUUCUCUCAAAGUUCUCAAACACAAGCUGUACCUCUACCAUGAGUUGACACUUUGACAGACAGUUGAGUUGGUACACGUGACUGACUGACAGGACGAUAAUGUGCCCUAUGACGUCACGAGGCGUUUUACAAAUUUGAAUUACGCGCGUAAAUUUUUCACUUUUUGAUUUAUGUUUUAAAUAAUUAAAUGCAUAUUAAAUCAGGAAAUAACGAAUUGAGUGUAAUACUACGACCUUAAAAGCUUAGGGAAAAAAAAUCAGGCCAUUUUAUUUUUUAUGCAUAUUCCCUAUUCCCAAAUUUUUAUAACAUCAAUUAUCGUGAGACAUGCUAAAUUAACUAAAAAUCGGUUUACUCACGUACAUUAUUGGAGAAAAGCUCUAGUUUGGAGUCACAGAGAGCCUACUGUCACAGCGCAGAGUAGGCGAGGUCGCCGCGAUUGCGAAGAGUUAGUCGUGAUUUUUAAUUACCUCCUCUGGUGUUGUGGGUGUUUAUGACCGCCGCCGAUUGCUUACCAACAAAUGUCUGCUCGUUUUUCCCCGCUUUACCCCAAAAAAGAUUAACUUAUUUUAAGCUAUGUACUUACAUACACUGUAGUUUAAGACACAGAGUUUUAAUGUAAAAUAAGCUCUAAUUCUAAUAAAAAUAAAAAUGUAUUUGCCUUGAUACAAGAGAUUCAUAAUUUAUAUUUCACGAUAAAAAAUAUUAUAUUAGAAUUAUAUAGUAUUGUAUGUAAAAAUACCUACAUAGAAGUGCACUUAAUUCACAACCAAUGUACAAAUUAAAUAAUUAAUAAUUUAUUUUUUAUAAUACAUUAAUUAAGUACAA